Stylonychia lemnae is the source of this 1533-nucleotide messenger RNA. The record is from the annotation of a GenBank genome assembly. NCBI's taxonomy places the organism in Eukaryota, Ciliophora, Spirotrichea, Sporadotrichida, Oxytrichidae.
AUGGAAGGUUCUAUCGGUGCAGCUGUAGUUAGCAGGAAAGUGUCUCGAGAUUAAGAAAAAAAAGAGCUCACAAAAAAGUAGCUUAAAAAAUUAAAAGUAGAUAUUAACCCCCAUGAAUGGACUAAACAGUUGGAUCUCUUUCUAUUAGACUCUGUGAUUAGAAACUACUUCAAUUUCGAUUAGGUAUCUUUGGAGCUAAAUGAUUAAGCUAAGAGAUUACAUCUAUAUUUUGGCGCAACACAUUCAUUCACCAAUUAGAAAUGUCGGAUAAGAUGGUCAUAUCUCCAUAUGAAGCUGCCUUUCAGAAUUAAUGUUGAGUAAAAAGCACUCGAGGAUAGAGAUAAAAUCUUAGAUCUUAAUUAAAAUAAAAAGGCACAUGAGUAGCUAUAGGAGAUAAGACUAUAGCAAUAAAAUUUAUAGUAAUAAAAUCUAGAGAGUCAAAGGUAAGAAGAGGAAUAAAAGAGGAUUGAGUAAGCAAAGAAAUAAGCAGAGAUAGAAAGAAGAAAUCUUUGGAAGAAGCAUGUUAUAUUUCGAGCUAGAUAAAAGAAGGAUGUGCUUGAUAUAACAAAUGAAGAUUUCUCAAAGAAUAAGUCGUUCGCUGAAGAUGGAAGAAUAAUAACUCCAUCAAAUUUCAAUAUAUUCAGAGACAGUUUGAGACAAGCAUCAGAAAAACUAGAGAAGACAUUAAUUGAAAAUCUUCCUGAGGCUAAUCUAAGAUAACUAGAGCAAGAUGAAGAAAGUGAAUAUGAGAACGAGGAUAAUGAUAAUGAAGAAAUCUUGCCUUUGGAUUUCAGGACAGCUAUGAUUGAGUCUGAGAACAAGGUAGUCAUCUAGGCCAAGCCACUCCACUUUAAGACAGAUGAAGAAAUCUUAAGAGAAUUUGAAUUAGAAGCUAGAAUGAAAAAGAAGAAUAAAUUCCUGAAUGAUGAUAAUAUGGACACUUAUCUAGAUUCAGUAAAGAAGGAACCAUUCAAAGAUGAAAACGUGAUAUUAAUUGAUCCAGAGAUUAACAUCAAGGAGAAGUUUGAUCAGAUAGAUUUGUUAUGCAAUAAAGAAAACAGGAUUAAUAAUACUCUGAAUGCUCCCAUUAAAACUCAGGAAUAAAUAAUAAGAGAGCAGUUGCUGAUGUAAUAGUUAAAAGCAUAAUCAAAAGCACCAUUGAGUAGUAAAUAAUAUGAUACUGAUACUGAUGGAGAGGAAGAGUUUAUGAAAAAGCAAAGAAAUUAAACUUCUGGUAAAUAUAAUCAAACAGGGAAUAUCAGGUCUAACUCAAAUGUUGAUCCUAGCAAGAUACUCAAAUAAUGGGGUGUCUCAGACUUAAAUUCACUAAUACCUGGUGUAUCCAGUGCUAGUGAAUCAGAGAGUGAACAGAAAAGAAAAAAGCCCUAACCAAAGUCUAACCCAAAGAAUAAAAGUGCUAUUGAUAAGGAUAUCUCAAUUCAAAUAUAAAAAUAUCCAUAAGUUGAUUCUUAAUAGCUGGAAAAAGAUUUAAUAAAGUUAAAUAAUAUUGAAUUUUAGGCAGAGCUCGUUUGA